AUGGGUAUAGGGUUGUGGGUGUGGGGAAAGAGUUUGGGUAGUUUGGAUGGUUUGGGAGAUGAGGAGGUGAGGUGGGAGGAGAGGAGAGUGCGCUUGGAGGGUGAGAAAUUGACAAUGGCUGUGAUUUUGGGAGGUGGGGUUGGCAGGUGGAGGGUGGGGAGGAGCUGGGGUUCUGGGUUCAUAAGGCCUAGGGUGAAGGGUGGUUGUUGGAUGGGUUUGGGUGGAGAGUGGUUGUGGGAUGGGUUUGGGGGUUGGAGCUUGAGGUAUCGGGGUGGCUCCAAUAUUAGUGCACCAAUAUUUGCUUACCUGGGUGCAGAACAACCAUUAGGUGAUGAUUUAACUUGGCUUGGCUUUCUCACAGAUAAUGCCCUUCAGUUUAAAGCUCUCCUGGUAUAUAUAGAGCACCGAUACUAUGGGGAAUCAAUCCCGUUCGGAUCAAUGGAGGAAGCAUUUAAAAAUGCAAGCACUCUUGGAUACUUCAACUCAGCCCAAGCUAUAGCAGAUUAUGCAGAGAUCCUCAUACAUGUAAAGGAGGAACUACAUGCUCAACGUAGUCUGGUGAUUGUUAUUGGUGGAUCAUAUGAUGGAAGAGGAGAGAGAGAGACACGCUACCAAACCAUCAAAAAAUCUUGGUCUGAAAUUGAUAAAAUUGCUUCUAAGCCUGAAGGCCUCUCAAUUCUAAGAAACAAUAAGUUCCGUACUUGCAAGUGCAUACAUAUAGCUACCCUUGCCUUCUCCAAUGUUGUGAUUUACAAAAUGUUUAUUUACUUGGAAUUGGGGAAGUUGUGA
This is a messenger RNA of Prunus avium (sweet cherry), 789 nucleotides long. The record is from RefSeq and is a predicted model, not a curated record. NCBI's taxonomy places the organism in Eukaryota, Viridiplantae, Streptophyta, Magnoliopsida, Rosales, Rosaceae.